This is a messenger RNA of Gadus chalcogrammus (walleye pollock), 1744 nucleotides long. Its product is annotated as troponin I, fast skeletal muscle-like. Bases 1100 to 1615 code for a protein of 171 amino acids. Gene Ontology annotation, biological process: muscle contraction. The transcript has 7 exons. Gene Ontology annotation, cellular component: troponin complex. The record is from RefSeq and is a predicted model, not a curated record. Lineage: Eukaryota; Metazoa; Chordata; Actinopteri; Gadiformes; Gadidae.
CAACAUGAGUCUUAGAUCUUAGUGAGAAGUACUAAGAAGAUCUUUACACAGCACUCGUGACAAUGUUUACAUCACAAAAAGUCCUUUAACAGAGUUCUGAACAUUCAAACUUCUGCGCAAUGCGGAUUUUUGAGCCAAAAACCAAACAACCAAAACCCUCCUCACAGAGCUGUUUGAUCCUAUAACUUAAAACAGAAGCCCUGAAAUGAAUGAUCACACAGCCCUUAUCACCAACCUGUACCCUGUCCCUACCCCCUGAGCCCUAACCCUAACCCUUAGCACGGCUUGUACUCUAUCCCUACCCCCUGAGCCCUAAUCCUAAUCCUAUCACUACCCCCUACACCCUAAAACAAAUCAACCCUAUAACCUGCACUCCUUAACCUAAAACCCUUAAUUAUCAAACCCCAGGAAAUACAAAAAAAAUACCUAAAACAGACUUGAUGAAUUGAUUGAACCUGAAGAUAAACACAUAAAAUCAAAUCCUAUGCCAUAAAAUAAACAAUCAAACCCCAAGCACAAAAGAUUAAACCCAAGAGUCAAUACAUUAUGUUCAAAAGCGACAGCGAGAAGAAACCUCCAUCAUGUGAAAGGUGAGCCAAAAGCUUUCUACAUAUUGUCAUCUUCCUGUUAUUUACUAUGUGUCACCAUCUGUUGUUUGUGUGUGUUGUGUGUUGCUGUCUGCUGUGUGUCUGUUGGGGGUCUCCCAAUGUGAGGCCCUCUCCCUAGCUGUUUGGUUUUUAAGUUUCUGUGUUGUUUCCUCUCUUGUUUUGGGUUGUCUGUGGAAGGAGCUGAAUUAUGAGCUGCACUGCACCCUGCACCCAUCCCUGCCUCCGCCGCAGGACUGCUGAGCUGUCCUUCCAGGUGUCGCAAACCCGUCCGCAGAGGAGGAUUUACGAUGUUCCUGGUCAAAAGAUGAUGUAUUUCAGGAGCUCCGCGUUUCAUUGGUUUAAUUCUGCCCUCAUUACCAUAAAGAGAGGGUCCUGGAGGAAAGAGAAGCUCAUAUAUAUACAACUACUACUACUACUACUACUACUGCUGCUGCUGCUGUGUCCUCAACUCCCCUCUCUCCUCACAGCCUCCAAGGUCUCACUUCGCCAAGAUGACUGAGGUAAAGAAGAUGACGUCGAGCCGUAGGCACCAUCUCAAGAGUCUGAUCCUGCAGAUCGCUGCUGAUUGGAUUGAGGUGGAGACCAAGGAGGCGGUGGAGACAAAGGCCGCCUACAUGUCUGAGAACUGCCCCGCCCCCAGCCUUAGUGGCGACCAGGCUGCUCUCCUGGAAAUCUGCAAGAAGCUUCAACAGGCUGCGGACAGAAUUGAUGAAGAACGCUACGACACAGAGGCCAAAGUACAGAAGGCUGACAAGGAGAUCACAGAUCUGAAGCUGAAGAUGGUGGAGCUUGGAGGUGUGAAGAAGCCAGCCCUAAAGAAGGUCCGUAUGUCUGCUGACUCCAUGCUGGCGGCCCUGCUGGGAGGGAAACACAAGGUCACAAUGGACCUGAGGUCCAACCUCAAGCAGGUCAAGAAGGAGGUCAAGGAGGAGGCGGUGGAGGCUGGAGAUUGGCGUAAGAACAUUGAGGACAAGGCUGACAGGAAGAAGAUGUUUGAGACGUCCUAAAUACUUUUGCUUUUCCUCACUGAUGUUUUUGACUUUUCCAUGGAACUGGAAUAAUCAGUUUUUUCCCAUUAAAUCUUUUGAAUAAGGCUUUGAUGUCCUCUUGGAGUCUUCUUCAGGGUGUAGUUACGU